UGUUUGAGCUCCGUCAUUGGGGCGGCGUAUUAAGAAGAAGCCAGAGUGGGAGUUGUUAUUGCAGCAUUUGUGGUAACAUUUAAACAUUUAAGGCUCUCUGAUGUUUGGCCCUGCUGCUGUACUUCAAGUUGUAACCUUGUUUGCUGUGAUCUUUCACUCAUCCGGAUCACACCACCAUAUUUGGAUUCUCAGAGAAACUUGACCCUGCAAAUAUUAAGCUUCCUGGAUUAAACUACAGUGUGACAAAGAAAGAGAGAAGAAGAAGAAGGAAGACAUAGUUGCAAUACAUCAAUGUAAAUAUGAUGUAAUUUGCAUGGUGAACUCUUUCCUCUGUACUGUACACAAAUCAGUGUUACAGCUGGUCCAAGUCAUGGCUACCAUCCACCAGCAGACCACCGAGGUGGUGACAGUCACCAGGGCUUUUCAAAACUCUAGCCAAUGGAGCACCGACCUCUGUGACUGCUGCUCUGAUAUGGACACCUGUUGCUGCGGCUUUUGGUGCUUCCCCUGCAUGCAGUGCAUGACAGUUAGUAAACAUGGAUGGUGCUGCUGCGCACCACUCCUGGAUAUUUGCGGCGUGGUGUCCUGCUUACUCCGCCAGUCCAUCAGAGAGCAACACAACAUCGAAGGUUCUGGCUGUGAGGACUGGUGCACAGUACUUUUCUGUUACCCCUGUGCCUGGUGCCAGAUGCAUCGUGAGCAGAAGAUCAGGGAGAACCAGCCCGCCAGCGCAACUGUGAUCACCACACAGGUCAUUCGUGGAUAUGGUACAACCAGUUUGGCUGUUGGCUAAGGGCUUAUGUCACCGCUGAAGCCAUAUUUUUUUUACUUUUGCUGACUUAUUAAUGUGCUGAAUGGUAUAUGAGGAAAGGUUUGUGUCUGGCCAUAAAAAUACUUUUUCACACAAUAUUGUGGCUGUUAUUGUAAUAGUUUUCUUCUACAGAGCUGAGUUUAACCAGUGUUCAAAUAAAAACUAUUCAAAUUCACUAUUGUGAUAUGACAGUGAUAAGGACAUCGUAAGUAAGACCUUCCAUACUUCUCUUUAUAUACUCAUAGUAAAUGUACUGUACAGUGGGUGAUGGUCAUUAUCCAUUGCUUGUUUUGAUGCACUUCCCAAUCACACAACACUUUAGAGCAGCGGUCUCCAACCUUUUUUGCGCCACGGACCGGUUUAUGCCCGACAAUAUUUUCACGGACCGGCCUUUAAGGUGUCGGGGAUAAAUACAACAAAAUAAAACUAGUACCGGUACUGAAAAAAGAAGAUUUAUUCAUAACACACGUGAAAAGACCCAGGAAAACCGAGUAAACGAUAAAAACGAUAACAAAAUAACGCUGAAAACCCUGAAAACCAUACAUUUCACACCUGAGCCUCAACUCUCGCGGCCCGGUACCAAACGAUUCACGGACCGGUACCGGUCCGAGGCCCGGGGGUUGGGGACCGCUGUUUUAGAGUAUUGGAUGAAACUGCUUUGUGCUUAUUCUUUGACAGCUAUUACAUCUAUCUUUGUGUUCCUGCCAUCAUCAGUAUAAACAAGGUGACUUCCAUCCACAAACUCAUGAUUGUAGUUAGUUUCAGCACUUCACUGUAACGUGAUUCCUUCUACUUUCUUUUUCUCAUUAUUGGUCCUGAAUAUAAAGUAAUGAGGGCUGGGUCAAGACAUCUGCACACUACUGUAUCUGUUUUAUUUGAAAGUUGAAAUUAAUAAACUGAUUAAAUGAUUCAAAGUG
Molecule: messenger RNA, 1728 nt
Organism: Haplochromis burtoni (Burton's mouthbrooder)
Lineage: Eukaryota; Metazoa; Chordata; Actinopteri; Cichliformes; Cichlidae
Product: cornifelin homolog B
Exons: 6
Coding region: 314-793 (159 amino acids)
Source: RefSeq, a predicted model, not a curated record